Messenger RNA from Penicillium brevicompactum, 1557 nucleotides. Its product is annotated as putative chromosome segregation protein (Pcs1). Gene Ontology annotation, molecular function: protein binding; microtubule site clamp. The coding region runs from base 1 to 1557 and encodes 518 amino acids. Gene Ontology annotation, biological process: attachment of mitotic spindle microtubules to kinetochore; meiotic sister chromatid segregation; homologous chromosome segregation. Gene Ontology annotation, cellular component: monopolin complex; mitotic spindle; nucleolus. The record is from RefSeq and is a predicted model, not a curated record. NCBI's taxonomy places the organism in Eukaryota, Fungi, Ascomycota, Eurotiomycetes, Eurotiales, Aspergillaceae. The transcript is spliced from 3 exons.
AUGCCCAAACGCAAAGCGACCUCCCAAAUUUCUGGGCUGCUUGGCUCAGAUGAUGAGGAUUUAAUGCAGCUAAACAAAGAAGAUCCACAAGCAGAGCCUCCUGCCAAAAAACGAAGAGGUCGACCGCGUACUUCCGACGAGAGCGCGCCCGAAACAAAGCCCGUCAAGUCUACACGAGCGAAGAAACAACCGGCUGCUGUGACAGAACUGGAAGCUCCCGCAGAAAGGAAAUCCACCCGCCGAGGACGACCUAAAGGAAGUGGCCGCGCAUCGCAGGACGCCGUACAGGCUGCCGAGGAAGAAGCAGAGGACCUAGAGCCGGCCAACGACACUACACAAGACCAGGAGAACGAAGACCCUGAGGACUCAAAGACCACACGGAAGCCCGCGAGAACUACAAAGGCCAAGGCUGCACCCGCUGCCAAACGUGGACGAGCAACAGCUCGUGCGGGGGCAGCGAAAAAACUCCAAGUAGACGAUGAAUUUGAAUAUACUCCCAAAACAGCUCGACAAGCAAGCGUCCCAGAGGACAACGAAGAACAACCUGAGCCCAGUCCAGUUCCUCGUGCAGCAGCUCCCGGGAGACGGAACACCGAGGUGGAGGAGACACAACAGAUUGCAGUAGAAGAGUCGGUCUUCCCCGACCCGACUCGCCGCUCCAUGUCCCCACAGAAACAUCGCAGCUUCCGGCCAUCCCUGCUUCGCAAUCCACAAGACUCUCCUAAUAAGCGCAAAUCCGACUUGGAACAGGGUGGUGACCCGGAGCUGAGGCGCAGGCUCGGCGAGCUUACCAAGAAGCAUGACGCAUUGGACAUCAAAUACCGCAAUCUCCGUGAGAUCGGAAUCGUGGAGGCCAAUGCCAAUAUGGAGAAGCUGCGCAAGCAGAACGAAGCUAUCACCAAAGCAUCAAAUGAAUUGGUCGCCUCAUUGAGGGCUGAGCUGGAUGCUCAGCGUAAGUUAGGAACGCAGAGCCGCGGACUCACCAAGCAGCUCAAGGACCGCGAUGCAGAAAUAACUCGACUCAAGACCAGUGCCGAUGAGACACACGCACAGCUUGCCUCUGCACAAUCUGAAACUAAGGCGCUGCAUACCAAGCUCGCAGCAGCCCGCAACACAGCCGCCAGUCUUGAGGGUGCCUCCAAGGUCCCUGGCAGCGCCAUCAAGGGUGGCCCGGCCAACCGCGCGAAUGCCGCUGCCAACGCUGAAGCGGCACAGGCAGCCCAACUUGCCCAGCUCAAGGAAGAUCUAUACAGCGACUUGACAGGACUGAUCAUCCGUGAUGUCAAGGACAAGGAUUCCGACCAUGUCUACGACUGUAUCCAGACUGGAAUCAAUGGAACUCUUCAUUUCCACUUGGCCGUGCCAAAGGCAUCCGCCGACUUUGACAACACAGAGUUCCAAUACUUGCCCCUCCUCGAUGCCAAUCGUGAUCGUGACUUGGUGAACAUGCUACCCGACUUCUUGACGGUGGAUAUCACCUUCAAACGUGGACAGGCUGCCAAGUUCUAUACGCGCGUCAUUGAUGCCCUGACCAAGCGGCGAUCGCUUGCAGCGUAA